Dioscorea cayenensis subsp. rotundata (Guinea yam) is the source of this 462-nucleotide messenger RNA. Its product is annotated as ethylene-responsive transcription factor LEP-like. The transcript has a single exon. Gene Ontology annotation, biological process: regulation of DNA-templated transcription. Bases 1 to 462 code for a protein of 153 amino acids. NCBI's taxonomy places the organism in Eukaryota, Viridiplantae, Streptophyta, Magnoliopsida, Dioscoreales, Dioscoreaceae. The record is from RefSeq and is a predicted model, not a curated record. Gene Ontology annotation, molecular function: DNA binding; DNA-binding transcription factor activity.
AUGGCUGAUCACUUACAAUGCAUGAUCCUUCCUCGUCACAGGAGAAGACGGUCUAGAGCAUCGACGGAGUACUUAGGAGUACGGCGGAGACCAUGGGGGCGUUAUGCGGCGGAGAUUAGAAACCCUUAUACUAAGGAGAGACACUGGUUAGGCACAUUUGAUACGGCGGAGGAAGCAGCAUUAGUUUAUGAUAUGUCGUCGAUCACCUUUAGUGGCAUCGGUAGAGCUCAAACUAAUUUUUACUAUCCAUUUCUUACUAUGCCUUCUCCACCUCCUCCACCGCCGCCUCCGCCACCUUCUCCUUCGGAGGAGGAGAAGGAAUAUUGCUCUGGGUAUAACUUGGAGAUUGGUGAAGAUCAUGGUCAUUUGGUUGAUGGUGAUGACGAUGAUUCAAUGACUAUCGCCACCAUUUUGCAGAGUUUUCGCCAAUCGAAUGCAUUUCCUUCAUCUUCGAUGCUAUGA